UUCAUUCGCAUUGAAAAAGAUUUUACGAACGCUCGUGUCUGCUAUACAAUUUUUUGUCAUACAAAAAAUCGUGAAACAAAAGUAUUUUAAAAAAUAUUUUGGUCAUAAACUAAUAACUACACGAAAUCGAAAAAUGGCUACUGACGCACAAGUUAAACAAGAAGAUUUUUCCCAAGAAUAUGCGGACGAUGACAACAGCCAAGAGUAUGAUGAUGAUCAACAACAAGGUGAUGAAUACGAUGAUCAAGAAGAUAAUGAGGAUUACAAUGACCAAAGCCAAGAUCAAACAAGCAAUGGUGGUGGCGGUAGUGGAAAUAAUACAUCGAGCGGUCCGAAAUACAUACGUUUACGAGGCUUACCAUGGUCUGCAACACAUCAGGAGAUCUUAAAUUUUCUUAAAAAUGUAAACGUUGUGAACGACUCUAAAGGCAUACACCUAAUUACAAGUCGUUGGGAUGGUAAGAACACAGGAGAAGCGUAUGUUGAAGUGCAGGGAGAGGAUGACGUGGAGGAGGCUCUCAAGCUUAAUAAAUGUAUGUUGGGACAUCGCUAUAUUGAAGUAUUCGUCGCUAACCCAAAGGAAGCGAAGGAAGCCAUGCGUAAAACUGGUAGCCAUGGCAUAUCGUAUGUUGUUAAACUGCGCGGUUUGCCAUAUUCGGUUACAGAACAACAAGUUGAAGAAUUUUUCAGCGGGUUGGAAAUCAAACCGGAUCGGGAGGGGAUACUUUUUGUUAUGGACAAAAGGGGUCGUGCGACUGGGGAAGCUUUUGUUCAGUUCGAAAGCCAAGAUGACACUGAACAAGCCUUGGGACGAAAUCGUUUAAAAAUUGGGCACAGGUAUAUUGAGAUCUUUCGCAGUUCCUUGGCUGAAUUGAAACGGGCUGCUAAAGGUAAUGGGCGCAGUGGUCCGUAUGAUUUGAAGGAUCGUGGCAGCAACCGUGGUAAUGAUUAUGGCGGCGGUCGGAAUAUGCGUGGUGGCAAUGACUGGGGUAAUAAUAAUGGUGGCCCAUUUGGUAUAGGCGCCAACAAUUCUCUGGGCUUCAACAAUCUGCCAAGUUUCACAAAUUCCGGUAACUUCGGUAAUAAUUUUGGUCCAAAUGGCAAUGGCGGCGGCAAUGGCUUUGGAAAUGGCAAUAAUGGUGGUGGUUUCGGUGGUUUUGGUAAUGGCAAUGGCAACGGCGGUAACUUUGGUAACGGUGGCAAUGGCGGUUUUGGCGGCAACAACCGCUUCAACAAUAGUGGCGGCAAUUUUGGCAAUGAUUUCGGCGAUUUUGGUAAUUUUGGCAAUAACCGAAACUUCAGCAAUGGCGGCAAUUUCGGUAAUGACUUUCCGAAUGGUAAUAAUCGCAAUGGCGGUGGUAGUGUAGGUGGUGGAUCAAAUAAUGGUGGUAGCGGUGGAAAUUUCGGUGACAAUUUCGGUAACUUUGGUAACUUCGGUAAUAACGGAGAUGGCGCCGGUGGCAAUUCCGGUAUGGGCAAUAUGAGCGGUGGUUUUGGUGGCAGCAGUUCCAUGAGUGGGGGUAGUGGCGGUUUCGGUCCUAUUGGUGGUGGUCGCAAUGAUAGCGAGUAUUUCACCAUACAUAUGCGUGGGCUGCCAUAUCAGUCGUUCGAAAAUGACAUUUUCAAGUUCUUCGAUCCGAUACGCCCAGCAAAUGUACGGGUUAAUUUCAAUAAGAAGGGAUUGCAUAGCGGCACUGCUGACGUCUACUUUGAUACAUACGAGGAUGCUCAAUUGGCGAUGAAAAGACAUCGCGAGCAAAUGGGCUCACGUUAUAUUGAGCUCUUCUUUGAUGGCAAAAGCAAAGUUGGUAAUAAUGGUGGCGGUGGCAACUACUCUCGUCGUAUUUAAAUUUAUAUCCAAUAGAAUGAGUUCAUUUUCCACUUGACACUAUUGUAUUUCUAAAAUUAACUUCUAACCAGUUCCCAGGAAGGGAAACAAAUUACUUAAAUGUACUAAGAAUAUUAUGUGAACCAUAAUUAUGAUAAAUUCUAACUACGGUCGAGAUUUUUCAUCAAUCAUCGUAGUUUCUGAAACAUUAUUGUAUGCAUUACAAAGGUCGUGAAACAGUAACGGGUCUACAUAUUAAUGUUUAAUUACUAUUGUGUUUAUACUGUAAGUCAAUUCAAAAAUAUGGAAACCUUUAACCAUAAUAAAAAACAUAUAUAUGUAUAUAUAUAUAUAUAUGUAAGUUUUAUUUUACAAAACUACGAAGUAAGAAUUUUACAUCUCCUUGUGAAUGGCCACUGGCAGUAGGAUACACACAGAUCGAUCUGACAUAUAUCCUGGCUACCUUUACAUUUCUUGGUUUAACGACUAAUCGGCGCUCCAGAUAGCAUUAAUAACGGAUAAUCAUUUCAUAGGCGUUUAUCAACUGUCAGUCGACAUUCACAAGAAAGGGUGUGAAUUUUUAUUAAUCAUACAUAAAGAAAGCUUACAUUCUACAUAAUUUGUUGUAAAAUUGAAUACUUCAACGCGCACAACACUUGGUUAUUCCUUAUUGUCAGUACAAUGCGAUCCGAUUUUUUUUUGUUCAUUUAUUGAAAACAUUCAAUUUUGUUAGAUUUUAUUUAUUUGUUUUUUUUUUUUUUCCAAGUACUUAUGUGUAAUUUGUCAAGCUGGCGUCCUAAAAUUGUUAAUAUUUAAUGAUUUGAAUACAAAGUCUACUAAGUUUAAACUCUAAAUAAUUUUUUAGUGAGCAUACAAAUCAUGAAUUUUAUUAAAAAAAAAGUAUUGCAGUGUAGAUGAAAUACUGUAGAAACCAUAGACAAAU
Messenger RNA from Ceratitis capitata (Mediterranean fruit fly), 2771 nucleotides. It is a transcript of the gene glo, whose product is annotated as heterogeneous nuclear ribonucleoprotein F. The record is from RefSeq and is a predicted model, not a curated record. Lineage: Eukaryota; Metazoa; Arthropoda; Insecta; Diptera; Tephritidae. The transcript has 7 exons. Gene Ontology annotation, cellular component: ribonucleoprotein complex. Bases 134 to 1849 code for a protein of 571 amino acids. Gene Ontology annotation, molecular function: RNA binding.